Messenger RNA from Harpia harpyja (harpy eagle), 1560 nucleotides. It is a transcript of the gene OGFOD2, whose product is annotated as 2-oxoglutarate and iron dependent oxygenase domain containing 2. The record is from RefSeq and is a predicted model, not a curated record. The transcript has 7 exons. Lineage: Eukaryota; Metazoa; Chordata; Aves; Accipitriformes; Accipitridae. Bases 81 to 1130 code for a protein of 349 amino acids. Gene Ontology annotation, molecular function: oxidoreductase activity, acting on paired donors, with incorporation or reduction of molecular oxygen; iron ion binding; L-ascorbic acid binding.
GCGCUCCCUCCCGUGCGGCGGAGCCUUUUGGCGACGGGAUCCGCUCCCGGCACCGCCCCUGCCCGGUGCCGGCGGGAAACAUGUCCGCGGGUCGCCCGUUCCUGGCCUGCGCCUGCUUCUUCUCGGACAACAUCUUCGUAGGGCGCUACGGGCUGCACGUCCGGUACCGGGACGAGGGGCAGCUCCGCCGCGACCACGGACGGGCGCUGCGGGAGCGGGGCUGCAGGGGCGAGGAGGAUUUCAGAGCCGCGUUGCGGGAGAUUGAGGCAGAAGUGCAGAGAAGAAAACAGUUAAUUCAUCAGUCAGUGGAACGCAAAGCCAUCAUCUCAAAGUGCUACAAACGAAAACACCCAGAAGUUUACAUUCUGCAGGAUUCAUUCCUGGCCCCAGAUUUUCUAGAAAUCGUGUCAUACUGCACGUCACCAGAUGCUCAUCUCCAUGGCCUCCUGCGCUACAUCGAGUCCUUCUCAGAUAAGAGGAUCUUUCGACUCCCAGUGUUCACAGAGGAGUUUUGCCAAGCCUUUGUGGAUGAGCUGGAGAACUUUGAGCAGUCGGAUAUGCCUAAAGGCAGGCCCAACACUAUGAAUAACUAUGGGGUUUUGCUAAAUGAGCUUGGGAUGGAUGAAACUUUCAUCACAGCCCUGCGUGAAAAAUACCUGCAGCCCAUAACGGCACUGCUUUAUCCUGAUUUGGGAGGUGCUUGCCUGGACAGCCAUAAAGCAUUUGUGGUCAAGUACUCGCUCCACGAAGAUCUGGAUUUGAGCUCUCACUAUGACAAUGCAGAAGUCACCUUAAACGUUUCACUGGGAAAGGACUUCACAGAAGGCAACUUGUACUUUGGGGAUUUCAGCCAGGAACCUACCCCUGUGCCAAAGUACAUAGAGAUCGAACAUGUGGUUGCCCAGGGACUGUUACACCGAGGAGGGCAGAUCCACGGGGCGCUUCCCAUUGCCUCUGGGGAACGCUGGAACCUCAUUAUUUGGAUGAGAUCAUCUGCCAUCCGCAACCAGCUCUGCCCCAUGUGCAACAAGAAACCUGAGCUGGUGGAAGCAGAGGGCUUUGGAGAUGGGUUCACAGAAACCCUUGACGACGAUGUGCCUGAGACUGUGAAUCUCUGUUCCUUGUGGUAGCAGACAGUAGAGCCUGAUUUCUCCAGACCAAGUUGCCUAAAGUUCCUUUCUGACCUCUCAGACUGCACUAACAGACUCUUUGAUGGAUGCACGAGUCACGUAAGAAGUAGCUAACAUCUUGGAAAGUGAUGUAAAACCAAUCCUGUGGGGGUUAGGGAAGCCAGCUGCUUGGACAGCUGGAGGAGCCGGUACUCAGCUUGCCAGGGCUCACACUCGGGCUGGAGAGCAGGAGGACUGCUUGGAAGCCGUAGAAAGCCUUAACAUUUUGAUACACUGCAAAGGCUCUGUAAAUAUUUUCAGGUGUACGGGGAAAACACCCAAAGCUGCUUGGCCUUUGUGAAGACCUUUGUGCCAACAGCAGCAUCACAGGUCCUGCUGUAAAUGCACAAGAAUGGUACAGUAAAGCCCUGCACUUAUCACUGCUCUCCUA